AUGUGCAUCUCAGUCCUCGCCACCAAUCGCCUCUCCGCUAUCAUAUUCCCAAAUCGACAUCAUCAUAUCUGGAGUCCCCAACGUCUCCGAAUAGCAUACGCGAUUCAAUUUCUACCGGGAAUGAUGGCUGGUAUGGCAACGCUAUUCGAUAAGACUCAACUUUAUAGGAAUUCGAAAAAUGGAGUGAUUCCUAAGUUUAGGAAUGAAGCCCUGGUCACCUACUUCUUCCUGAUCGCUGGCGCAUUCUUGACUGUAGUUUGUAUAUAUCUGAUAUUUGCAUAUUGUUAUCUAUUAUUUGUUUUAGAAAGGAACACCAAAAUGAUAAAAAACUCGGCAUUCCAAAAAUCCAGGAAUCAAAUCAAAAAGAAGGAGAUGAAAUUAUUCAUUAUGAGUAGUAUUACAGUCGCCAUCCAAAUCGCUGCUUUAUGCCUAUUCGUUUCUUAUGCCACUUCGAUUCUUGUCAUUUCACUGGACAAGUUUUAUUUGCUGUAUAAUGCAAUAAGUGAUCUCUACGCUGGAAUCAACCCAUAUCUUUUAUGGAUAUUCUCAGAUUCUCUCCGAAAGUAUAUAUUGAUUCGAAUUGGAUUCAGAAAGAAGAAAAAGGGACCAAGUUCUUCAGUUCUCACUGUAGUUGUACAUUGA
Molecule: messenger RNA, 642 nt
Organism: Caenorhabditis remanei
Lineage: Eukaryota; Metazoa; Nematoda; Chromadorea; Rhabditida; Rhabditidae
Exons: 6
Coding region: 1-642 (213 amino acids)
Cellular component (GO): membrane
Source: RefSeq, a predicted model, not a curated record